AUGGGGGCCUACUGGAGGCCGGGUGUCACAGGAGCGGGUGUCCUGGGAAGGCGCCCAGGUGGGGGCGGGGGCGAGGGCAAUGGUGGAGAGGUCAGUGCCUCCAGACGUGGUGCAGAACUGGCAAGUCCUGAGCACAGAGGAACAGCAGGCCAUUCUGAUGAGCCUCCGCACUCCGUGAACCGUCAUGCUUCCGUUCAGCAAUUUUCAGAUGACUACAUGUCACUUCGGAAGCCUUCAGAAGCUGAGGCUUUAUAUGAGACUUCUUCAAGCAAGAACGCUUUAAGUGAGCAUGUUUCAGGUGGUCACGCUUCAGCUGAACAUGCUUCAGCUGGACAUGCUGCUGCUGAACACGCUUCAGGGGAGCACACUUCAGGGGGGCACGCUUCAGGGGAGCACGCUUCAGGGGAGCACGCUUCAGAGGAGCACUCUGCAGGCGAGCAUGCUAGCGGCGAGCACACGGUAGCUGAGCACACUUCAAGUGAGCACACCAUCUCUGAGCACACGACAGGCGAACACACUUCAGGGGAGCAUACUGCAAGUGAACACACUUCUAGUGAACCUUCAGGUGACAAGUCUGCUGAACAGUCUGCUGAACAGGCUUCUGUGGAACAGGCUUCUGUGGAACAGGCUUCAGUGGAACAGGCUUCGAGUGAAACUCCUUCAAAUGAGAAGUCUCUCACUGAGCAGUCUUCUGGUGAGCAGGCUUCCGUUGAAAAGGCCUCCGCUGACCAAGCUUCAAGUGAACAGGCUGCAGCUGAACAGACUUCAGGUGAUAAGGGUGAGCAGACUUCAGGUGUUUCAUCCUCAAGCACACCUUCAGGCCCAGUGUUGAAUUGCCAUACAUGCUCUUAUAUGAAUGACCAAGGAAAAUGUCUUCGUGGAGAGGGGGUCUGUACAACUCAGAAUUCCCAGCAGUGCAUGUUAAAGAAGAUCUUUGAAGGUGGAAAACUCCAGUUCAUGGUUCAGGGCUGUGAGAACAUGUGCCCAUCAAUGAACCUCUUCUCCCAUGGAACCAGGAUGCAAAUUAUAUGCUGUCGGAAUCAGUCUUUCUGCAACAAGAUCUAGAAGCCUGUGCCAUUGCUUCUUCUGUGACUCAGGCAGCAAAAAUCAUUAUCCUACGGGCUCAAUUUAGAUUUUGUUUCUUCCCCAGCCAACAACUUAAUCACAUCUGCCUCUGCCUGAG
Condylura cristata (star-nosed mole) is the source of this 1183-nucleotide messenger RNA. RefSeq names its product acrosomal vesicle protein 1 (gene ACRV1). NCBI's taxonomy places the organism in Eukaryota, Metazoa, Chordata, Mammalia, Eulipotyphla, Talpidae. The coding region runs from base 1 to 1065 and encodes 354 amino acids. The transcript has 4 exons. The record is from RefSeq and is a predicted model, not a curated record.